GAGCCUUGGGACGAGUCGGGGGAAAUGAAGGUUAGAGGUGAAAUAUGAUCGUCCUGGGAGACGGGACUCCAGAGGUUUGACGAUUAAGCGUCAAGACUGGCUUAGACUUGGAGGAAAAACCAAAAGCCGUCGAGGAGAAGCUACACUCCAGGUAGGGCAAAAACCUCCCAGAGAUGGAGUGGAAACUGGAGCGCACCGCCCGGAGGAGGGUCCGGACCGAAGAAGAGAUGCUGUGGGAGAAUGUCAUGCGGGUGCUCGCCAAAGACGUGAAGCAGAAGAGAAGCCAAGGUUCUCCCAAGGUAUUUGAUGCAGUCAAUCCUACAUAUUCUAACUUUAAGAGCGACUUUGCGAAGAGGCUGUCGGCUGAAGUUCCUGUUGCCAGUAGCCCAAUUACCACAAGAUGGCGGCAAAGCCAAACCAGGGAUCUGGCAGCCCAUUCUUUUGGGGAAGAGCAUUCAACCACUGACCUCCCACAAACUACACUGAAGGCAACGCCUGAGAAAGAGACCUUGAUUCCAGGAUCCUACAAAGAACCACUGAAGACCCCCAACAGGGGAAAUUUUGGAACCAUUAACUCUGCUCUCUGUUUUUGCAAGGAACCUCAUGCACUGGAUGGAAGCUGGAAGGAAAAUGUUGCCUCGAAAGGCCAGAAGUGCUUAAACCAGUUAUUUUCGACCCAGAAGGUGGCUCAGCAUGUGAAUGGGAAAAUGCAGCUCUGUGAGCAAUCCCAGUGCGUUUGGAAAGGCUGCAGUGAUGGAAUCAGAGAUGAACGCUUCCAUAUUCAGAGGUUCAGUGAUGUAAACUAUUCCAUACUCCAACCGGAGGUGAAGAUUCAUCUUAUGGGUCUUCGAAAUGACUAUUAUCUGAAUGUCCUAGACUGGAAUUUUCAAAAUCUUGUUGCUAUAGCCCUUGGAUCUUCUAUAUACAUUUGGAGUGGGGAAGACCACAAUGGGAUUGAGAAUAUAGAGUUAAGUCUCACUUGUAACUAUGUGUCUUCUGUGUCCUGGAUAAAAGAAGGAAACUGCCUGGCAGUUGGCACCAGCGAGGGGGAAGUACAGUUGUGGGAUGUGGUAACUAAAAAGCGGCUGAGAAAUAUGCUUGGUCAUUUGUCAGUGGUUGGGGCUCUGAGCUGGAAUCACUAUAUCCUCAGCAGUGGGUCGAGACUGGGCCGUGUGUAUCACCACGAUGUUCGGGCAGCCCAGCACCACGUUGGAACACUUCACCAUAAGCAAGCUGUGUGUGCCCUGAAGUGGUCACCAGAUGGCAGGCUGCUUUCCAGUGGCUGCAGCGACGGGCAGCUGACCAUAUGGCCCCACGAUCCAGGCACGAAUGCGCAGGGUCACCCACUGAAAGUCAUACCCCAACCUACGGCAGUCAAGGCCAUGGACUGGUGUCCCUGGCAGUCUGAAGUCCUUGCUGUUGGAGGAGGAAUGAAGGAUGGACACUUACACAUCCUGGACAUAAAUACUGGGCAGAGCAUCCAGACCCCAAGUACAAAUUCACAGAUUUGUUCCCUCAUCUGGCUUCCUAAGACAAAGGAGAUUGCAACUGGCCAAGGUUCUCCUAAAAAUGAUAUAACUGUGUGGGCCUGUCCUGCUCUGGACAGGUCUGGUGGAUUUUUUGGCCACAGAGGCAGAGUGCUGCACUUGGCUUUGAGUCCAGACCAGACCCAUGUGUUUUCUGCUGCGGCUGAUGGCACAGCCUGUGUGUGGAAUUGCAGUCAGUCCCUCAGCCCCUCUCAGCCUCAGCUUCCUCAUCUCUAAGCAAGGAUAGUGAUACCAGCCUUGCCUUCUCCAUGGCGUUGUUAUGAGGCUCAAAUGAGAUGGUGUGGUUUCGUGAAGUGAAUGCCUGCUCCCCGACCUCUCCUCCUCAGGUUGCUUCAUUUGCUCUGCUUCCACCCAUUGCACUUCCCAGACAUGGUCUUUGGCUCUGUUCUUCUCUCUC
Messenger RNA from Camelus dromedarius (Arabian camel), 1944 nucleotides. RefSeq names its product cell division cycle 20B (gene CDC20B). NCBI's taxonomy places the organism in Eukaryota, Metazoa, Chordata, Mammalia, Artiodactyla, Camelidae. The record is from RefSeq and is a predicted model, not a curated record. The transcript has 12 exons. Gene Ontology annotation, biological process: anaphase-promoting complex-dependent catabolic process; positive regulation of ubiquitin protein ligase activity; positive regulation of anaphase-promoting complex-dependent catabolic process. Gene Ontology annotation, molecular function: anaphase-promoting complex binding; protein binding; ubiquitin ligase activator activity. Gene Ontology annotation, cellular component: anaphase-promoting complex. The coding region runs from base 174 to 1763 and encodes 529 amino acids.